UGACUGGCGAAAAAUGGUGAUAAACUUUCUGUUUUGGUGCAUUUUCAAAGCACGUUUUCUACUGUAAACGUUGGGAAUUUAACUGGUACUUUCUGUACCGAACAAAAGGACAUUGUCAGGUUGUCAAACCGUGGGGCAAGAACGAUUUUAUAGCAAGAAGUACUAAUAAUAAUACUGACUAGUUUUUAGGGGUUAGAGGUUGUGUUAUGUUGUACCAUCGUACUGUGGUUUAAAAUUGAAUUUUGCACUGUAAACAUCGGUAUUUUUACUUUCACAUUGUCUACAGAACAAAGGGUCGUUGAAGGGUUUAAUUAAAAAAAAGGGAUUAUAAGGUUUUCCACGAAAGAUUAAAAACAACAAGAAGGUUUUGUGUGCUGGUUAAACUACGUAUACUGGAGUUCUGAAGAAUUGUUUUACAGUAUAACCUCAAACGAUUCUUAAACAUUGCAUUUUGGACAAAAUUAAAUCUUCAUAAAAGAGUAAACAUUGACGUGGCUAAACGAAAAUUUGAAAACUUUUGAAGCUUAAAAGCAGUAACAAUUUACCAGGAAAUACAAGCUUAUUUCAAACAGCAAAAUGUCUUUCAAUAUACCAAGUAUAAUCGAAAGCAAACGUGAUGGUGAAGUAUUAACCGAUACCCGGAUCAACUUCAUAGUUGAACAAAUUGCAACCAAGAAAAUCCACCCUGUACAGCUUGGAGCAUUUCUUAUGGCAGUUUAUCUGAAAGGCAUGGACAAAGCUGAGACGAUCAGCCUCACCAAAGCCAUGAUACGACAUGGGGAAACCUUGGAAUGGCCACAAGACUGGAAGCAUUUGGUGGUUGAUAAGCAUUCCACAGGAGGAGUGGGGGAUAAAGUUAGUCUGCCUCUAGCACCAGUGUUGGCUGCCCUUGGUUUAAAAGUUCCUAUGAUAUCUGGCCGAGGACUUGGAUUUACAGGUAUGGUGACGUUUUACAUCCCAGUUGCAUAUAGGAUUUGCUUGUCACCACAUUGAAUUUAACAAUUUCAGCAAUAUCUUAGCACUUGUGUGCAGACAUUACCCCUUUGUGUGCAGACGUUACCCCUAAUGACUCACACAACGUUGAUGUUGUUAAAAGUGAAACUGGUAUCGUACCACCAUCUGCUGCACGUGCAAUAAGCACACUUGUGCACAUUAUUGCAAAACCUAUCAAUUAUAUAAAACUUUUCCAUAGUGCUGUAUGCUCUGAAUGCACACUUGUUUUCCUGUUCCCUAGCUGGUCUUCCCUACCAGCUUUUACAUCAAAUAGACGUGAAACAUAAUUCAUUGUCUGGUACCAAAUAUUUUUUUUAAAAAUUAACCUCAGGUGGUACAUUGGAUAAAUUGGAGUCAAUCCCUGGUUUCAACGUAAACUUGACAACUUCUCAAAUCUGCGACGCUGUUGAAAAGGUUGGCUGUUGCAUUGUGGGACAGACAAAGGAAAUUGUACCUGCCGACAAGGAGAUGUAUGCAGCGAGAGAUGUGACUGCAACAGUCAGCUGCAUUCCUUUGAUUGUUGGUUCAAUUAUAGGAAAGAAAGCUGCAGGUAUUAAUUUGUCCUGUAUAAUAUACUACUUGCACAAGUAAACUCAGAACAACUACACAUACAUGCAACAAUAUAUAAAAUACAAUACAAUACAUAACCACACAAUACAACUGCAAAAUCAACCAUGCUUUAAGUUCACAACAGCUGCAUGCAGUACGCCUUUUAUUAUUUUACGGCAUUACAUUAACGUAAGGCAUUUAAAAUGUGCUAAUGAAUUGAUAACAUAUUUUUUUCCCAGAGCAUCCUACUGCGUUAGUGCUGGACGUGAAAUGUGGCAGUGCAACCUUUAUGAAGAAUGAAAAGGAUGCUCGAGAACUGGCUCAAUGGUUGGCCAACACGGCAAAUGGUCUUGGGAUUGCGACCACAGCAGUUUUAACGAAGAUGGACGAGCCAAUAGGAAUGAUGAUAGGCAACUCUGUAGAGGUGAUUGAGUCCAUUCAAUGUUUGCAAGGAAAGGCACCGAAAGAUUUGGAGGAAUUGAUUUGCACACAAGGUAAUAUGAAAUAAUAUUGAAUACAAUUUGGAUGGAUUUAUAAUAUUUUACCCCCCCCCCCCAAAAAAAAAUAAAAAAAUUGCAACCUCCCAAAAAGUCCCCCCUCCCCGCAAAAAAAUUAAUUAAAUAAGACCAAAAAUCUCGAAAUUUUCUGGGGCUUUUCCCCCUUACCCCCAUUAGCAACCGUACCCCCAGACCCCUGCUGCGCAGGUUGCUCAGUGGCACUUAACAUACAUCCCAUCACUCACCUAACUGUACCUGCCAACUAACAUCAAAAUUUAUUUUCAUUCAGGGGGAAAUCUAUUGGCUUCAAAAGGCAAAGCUGCAACACCUGAAGAAGGCUACAAUAUGGUGCAACAAUCACUGACCAAUGGCAAAGCAUUAGAAAAAUUCCAUGAAAUGUUGCUAGCACAACAUGUUGCACCCAAUGUUGCCAAAACGUUGUGCGACCCAACAACGGAUCUUUGGAAGGUCUUGCCUAUUGAAAAACUGCAAAUGGAACUAACUGCAGAAAGUGAUGGACUGGUCUUGUCUAUUAAUGCAUUGGCCAUUGCAAAUGUGUUGACAGAGCUGGGCGCAGGACGGUUGAAACCGACAGAUAAGGUUAACCAUGGCGUGGGGAUGGUGCUCAAGACUCGUAAAGGCGGGUACUUGACAAAGGGUCAGGUUUGGGCAGUGCUCUACCAUGCAGAAGCAUUAGACGAAAAUCAUUUCGAUGCUUUGAAAGGUGCGCUGAAGAUUGAACCAGGAAAUGGUGAGAAGCCGAUUGAAUCAAGAAUCAUUGAUAUAAUAAGACCUAAUUAAGGGAAAUCAUUGAUAUAAUAGGGAGUUUCAGCUUCACGUUUGUGGGAACUGCAAACGGCAAGGCCGACUUUUCUUGGCAUGAUUUUCGUUUCAAUUAUUCACCUGACAGUUCAUAUGCUCCUAUAAAUUGAUGCACAGAGAAUAAAUAGUAAUAAUUAAAUAUAGUAAAUUUUUUAAUUUCUCAUCAAUAUUAUAUUCAAAUUAUGCACUUGUAAUAUUUAAUAAAAUACAUCAAACCAAAGUUGUUAAUAUUAAUUUUUUUAUUUACUAAUAAACUUGAAAUUAAAACUGCAUAUAUACGGACAACGCUUUAACAAGACUGUAAAAGUUCAUUCACGCAGGAGCCAGGGUCUUUAGUUCUUUAAUACAUUGAGUGAUAGUUUGUUUUUCCU
This is a messenger RNA of Paramuricea clavata, 3232 nucleotides long. The record is from the annotation of a GenBank genome assembly. Lineage: Eukaryota; Metazoa; Cnidaria; Anthozoa; Malacalcyonacea; Plexauridae.